CCCCCGCCAUCUCUGCCUCACUCGCUCGCUCUCUUGUCUGCGCUCCUGCCCUCCCUGCCGCUGCUCCUUCCUUCCCUCCCUUGGUCUCUGUUUCUCUUGCGCUGGACUGCACCUGCGCUGCUGCAUCACGCGGCCCUCGUCUUACCCUUUGCUCCUGCCUUCGACGCUGCGGUGACGGAGAAUUGCUGGUAUUCGGCGUCCACUGACCUUAGGGUUCUGCUCUCUGGCAGAUUUAUAUCGACCGCAAAUCGGGGGCUGCGAGACUAGUUUGCUGCUGUGAACAGUGGUGGUGCUCGACAGUGCGGUAGGGUUUGUAGCGGUGUGCUGGUGGGUGGCUGCGUCUGAUGGCCUCCAAGCGUAUUCUGAAGGAGUUGAAAGAUUUGCAGAAGGAUCCCCCGACAUCAUGCAGCGCUGGACCUGUGGCCGAGGAUAUGUUCCAUUGGCAGGCUACGAUUAUGGGACCUCCAGAUAGUCCGUAUGCGGGAGGCGUAUUUCUGGUCACCAUUCAUUUUCCCCCCGACUAUCCAUUCAAGCCUCCUAAGGUUGCAUUCAGGACCAAGGUUUUCCACCCGAACAUCAAUAGUAACGGGAGUAUCUGCCUGGAUAUUUUAAAGGAACAGUGGAGCCCUGCUCUAACUAUAUCUAAGGUGCUGCUGUCAAUCUGCUCUUUGCUGACAGACCCAAACCCGGAUGAUCCCCUUGUACCGGAAAUCGCUCACAUGUACAAGACAGACAGACAUAAGUACGAGAGUACUGCGAGAAGUUGGACUCAGAAGUACGCAAUGGGUUGAGAGCGGGAAGUUGCGGCAGUAGGGCUGCGAGCAUGGGUAGGUUUGGCAGGACGUGGAUGCGAGGAUGAUGUCUUAGCAUUUAUGCGAAGCUUAGUGGGAGAUAAAGAUGACGGUUACCAGUUGGCCCCGAGGGUCCUGAUGAUGGAGAUGUUUGCGUUUUGGAGCCAUUGUGUAUGCUGCAACAUACUGGUAGGGUAGUGAAUGUGUGCUGAGGGGUAAAGUAGUGAGAUAAGUUCAAAACUGUUUGGUGCACGUGUGUGGCAUCUUGUGGUCGAGGUCGUGAGGAUCAUAGGUGCACCACUGCCUUGCUGUUGCAGCGUUCAUGCAUUUGCCAGGUUCCAUAUAUUUAUUAGAGGAGAUGGCAUUCUUGUGUGUUGGUCCGCAUCUUGUGCUGUUUUGGGUGGAAUCAGGACCGCAUAGUUGGGUGUUCAGAAAGAAUAGAGGUUGGCUGGCCAUGUGAUGGGUACUUUGGAUGUCUGCCGCAAGUGUAUAAGUACGUGACCAUCCGUGGGGCAGGUUCCGACUGCUAGUCUUGUUUGCAGUGUGGACGAGGGAGGAUUGGAAACCUUCUGUUGAGGAACUUAUCCGGUGGGAUUGUUGACUGAAUAGUAGAGAGCGCGGAGGCCUGGCUAUUUCUGAUUAAGUGGUAUUGGCUGGAGUGUUGGAGUCGCUGGUAAGGUUAUUUGUCUAGCUCAAUUGCAGUUCUUGUUGUCAUGCAGAAGUAUAAGUGCAUUAAUUGUGCACUUUGUGUUGUGCUGUAGUAAUGUUAAACGCAAUUCGGAUACUUAUCUUGUUUCUGAAA
Physcomitrium patens is the source of this 1593-nucleotide messenger RNA. Its product is annotated as ubiquitin-conjugating enzyme E2 28. The record is from RefSeq and is a predicted model, not a curated record. NCBI's taxonomy places the organism in Eukaryota, Viridiplantae, Streptophyta, Bryopsida, Funariales, Funariaceae.